Erpetoichthys calabaricus (reedfish) is the source of this 2164-nucleotide messenger RNA. It is a transcript of the gene elovl7a, whose product is annotated as ELOVL fatty acid elongase 7a. The transcript has 9 exons. Gene Ontology annotation, cellular component: endoplasmic reticulum; endoplasmic reticulum membrane. Bases 138 to 983 code for a protein of 281 amino acids. The record is from RefSeq and is a predicted model, not a curated record. Gene Ontology annotation, biological process: fatty acid elongation, monounsaturated fatty acid; fatty acid elongation, polyunsaturated fatty acid; fatty acid elongation, saturated fatty acid. Gene Ontology annotation, molecular function: fatty acid elongase activity. Lineage: Eukaryota; Metazoa; Chordata; Cladistia; Polypteriformes; Polypteridae.
UAGAGAGUUAUGUUUGAAACAACUAGUUGCCAGACACCAUAGAACAGGAGUGCACUGAGUCUGUGCACACAUCAGUAAAUUAAAACAAUAUUUAAAGGUCCUAACCUUUAUUUCAAGAGUUACCAACAUUAUUGCAAAUGGCGUUUAAUGAUCUGACAUCCAGAGCUGUAAGGCAAUAUGAUGAGUGGCUUAAGGAUGCUGAUCCUAGGACUGAGAACUGGCUGCUUAUGUCCUCUCCUCUUCCUCAAACACUUAUCAUUGGCACCUACAUUUACUUUGUAACUUCAUUGGGGCCAAAACUUAUGGAAAAUCGAAAACCAUUUGAUCUUCGCCGAGUCAUGAUUUUCUACAAUUUCAGCAUAGUUCUCUUCUCAAUCUAUAUGUCCUAUGAAUUUCUCAUGUCAGGCUGGGCAACAGGGUAUUCCUAUCGCUGUGACAUUGUGGAUUAUUCAAGGUCACCACAGGGUCUCAGGAUGGCAUGGACAUGUUGGCUGUAUUAUUUUUCAAAGUUUAUUGAGUUGCUAGACACGGUAUUUUUUGUGCUUAGGAAAAAAAACAGUCAAAUUAGCUUUCUUCAUGUUUACCAUCAUUCUAUUAUGCCGUAUACAUGGUGGUUUGGAGUCAGAUUUGCUCCAGGUGGUUUAGGAACAUUCCAUGCUCUUGUUAAUUGUGUGGUACACGUUAUUAUGUAUACAUACUAUGGAGUGUCUGCUAUGGGACCCACUUACCAGAAGUACCUGUGGUGGAAGAAAUAUUUAACUACCAUUCAACUUGUCCAAUUUGUUACAGUCACAAUUCACAUUGGCCAGUUUUUCUUCAUGAAAGAUUGUCCGUAUCAGUAUCCAGUGUUUUUGUACAUUAUUUGCUUAUAUGGAUGCAGCUUUUUAGUACUCUUCCUCAACUUCUGGUAUCAUGCUUAUACCAAAGGUAACAGGCUGCCAAAAACACUUAAAAAUGGAGUAAAUGCAAGAAAAGAACAGUAACAGUUCUGAACAGAAGUAGCCUAUCUCUGUGCAAGUGACAAUCUCAAGCAUGAUUUAAUGAUGUGGAGAAAGCAUAUAUUGUUUUAAAUUUAUACAUUUCUCCUGAAGUAUUUACUAGAUGCAUUCAUACACAAUAUCCAUGUGUAUUCAUUUUACUGUACUUUUUUACUGUGUACUAUUAAGUUUCAACAUUUGGAACCAUCUAAAACCAUUUUUGAAAUAUCUUCUCCAUUCUCUUCAGUAAGGUUGUGUAGUAUUGUUUGAAAUUAUUUAUUUAGUGAAAUGUGAAUUAGGUUUAUUUCAUGACAUAGUAAGGUGUAUUCUCAGUUCACAUUUUUCUAGAUUUAGUUAUUUUGUUUGCAUAGAUCAUGUUCCCUUUAUAAAAGAAUUACAGCAUGCAUGUUACUCUCUGAAUAUGCAAUUUAAUUUUUGAAAGAGUUGAAUUUAUUUAUUUGCCAUGUGUUGAAUGUUUCUGCUUUAAUGACACUUUCUUUGCAACAAGCAUGCACUUCACCUUUAUAGUGGUAUAAUCCUUCCACAUUCGUGAGGUGUAUCUAUGCCAUAUAUAAAAUACAAUGUGUGUAUGUAUGUAUGUGCGUGUGUUUGUCUAUAUGUAUGUGUGUGCGUGUGUGUAUAUGUAUGUAUGUAUAUAUGUUUUAUAAAACAGAUGCACAUACUGUAUGUACACAUGUUAUUUUAAAUUUUAAUAUCAACUGAUGUAGGCAGUAUAAUGUGGUCUUUACCAUUGUAGAUAUGAUAUACUACCUAAAAUUAUUUUGAAUUUGUUCUUUUAAUUCAAACUUUCAACAUGAUUUUCUAACAAUUGUUAUGACUUUCAGAAACAGAAAAAGCAAAUGGUUUAACAUUUACAUAAAUCUGCUUUCUGGAAAGAACUAAUUUGUGCAUUUUGGAGGUCAAUAAUUAGGGACUUUUAUAAUACAAAUUAUUCUGUAUAGCUACCAUACUUGCUUAUUUGAAUAGCCUGCAUUGUAUUUUCUGUUUUUUUUUUAUUUUUUAUUCUUGUUUAAGUUACUGUACUUAACACUGCAGUAUAACAAUUUUGUACACUGAUAUCAAUCAAUUCUGUUAACUCUGUUAUCAACUAAGUAUUUUUAUGUAGUAAUGAAUGUCUCUUCCGUAGACAUGAUGCUACAUUUCAAUUACAAACUCUUGAAUUUGAA